ACUAAAACAAUACUUCCGUCGACAGAAGGGUAGUUUGCUACGUCUACAAGCGGCCGAGGUCCAGAUUCAAUUCCGAAGGAGAUGACGUCAACCUCUUCUCGUCGUCGAUGGAAGUACGAUGUGUUUCUAAGUUUCAGAGGGCCAGAUACGCGCAAGGGGAUUACCUCCGAGCUGUAUGAUAGACUAGAACGGAGAGGAAUUAAAACCUUUAUGGAUGACCCCGAUCUUCAUGUAGGAGAUUCCAUUAGCCCUGAACUUUUAGCUGCAAUAGAGGAGUCAAGAUUUGCCAUUGUCAUGCUUUCACCCACCUAUGCUUCUUCGUCAUGGUGCUUGGAUGAACUCGUCAAGACUAUUCAAUGCAUGAAAGAGACGGGGCUACGAGUCAUGCCCGUCUUCUACAACGUGGAGCCUUGCGAUGUGCGGCACCAAAGGGGAAGUUUUGCGCUCAAAAGGAAACCCCGACACCAAGCAGACGUGGAAGUAAGGGAACAUGAAGAAGCUUAUGGCAAGACUGAGGAUAAAUUAAAGGCGUGGAGAGCUGCUUUGAAAGAAGUAGCCGAUCUUUCUGGGUGGGAUUCAAACAAGUUUAGAACUGAUAGAGAACUUGUUGAGGCAAUUGUUGGGACAAUUGAGAAUAAGGUGGUGUAUAAAUCUUCGAGUGUUGACAAGGGCUUAGUAGGAAUGGAUUUCCGCGUUGAUGAUUUAUUACAUAAUUACAUAUAUCAAGAGUUGGAUGAGGUACGUAUUAUAGGGAUACAUGGGAUGCGAGGCGUAGGUAAGACAACGUUUGCUCGGGCUUUUUAUGAUGACUUUUGUCAGGAUUUUGAGCAUAGAUGCUUUCUUCCCAAUGUUAGAGAAAGGUUUAAAGGGGGUGGCGUAGUUUCUUUACAAAAGAAGCUUCUUUCCAGCAUCUUGAUGGACAAAAUUGAAUACAUAGAGGAUGAAUAUGCAGGAGCUGCUAUGAUUCAAAGAAGUUUAUGUAAAACAAAGGUGCUUGCUGUUAUUGAUGAUGUGGAUCAGUUGGCACAAUUAGAAAAAUUGGCUGGAAGUCGCGACUGGUUCGGUCCAGGGAGCAGAAUUAUCAUAACCACCGCGGAUAAUCACCUGUUAGAGGCACAUGGUGUUGAUGCUACAUACAACGCUACUGGCUUAUUUUUAAAAGGGUUUUUGUCCAUUUACCCUAAUUUUAUAGUCAAUGUUCCCACUUACCCCAGCAACUUUUUUUAAUUCCCUUCUACCCUAAACACUCUAAGGAUCUAUUUCUUUUUACACAACAUUUCUAUUUUAAUAUAUUUUUGUUCACCUUUUUACCCUUCUGUUAACGACCUAGUCUUUCAGCCCCAGUUUGAAAUCCCGAGGUAACGAAUAGAGAGAACUUCUGCUUAGAGAGAGAAGCUCUGGUUCUGGUGCGAUAGAGAGAGAAGCUCGCAAUGGAGAGAGAAAGAAGC
Rosa chinensis is the source of this 1448-nucleotide messenger RNA. RefSeq names its product TMV resistance protein N-like. Lineage: Eukaryota; Viridiplantae; Streptophyta; Magnoliopsida; Rosales; Rosaceae. The coding region runs from base 82 to 1227 and encodes 381 amino acids. Gene Ontology annotation, biological process: defense response; signal transduction. The transcript has 2 exons. The record is from RefSeq and is a predicted model, not a curated record. Gene Ontology annotation, molecular function: ADP binding.